This is a messenger RNA of Syzygium oleosum, 793 nucleotides long. RefSeq lists its product as uncharacterized. The coding region runs from base 237 to 638 and encodes 133 amino acids. The record is from RefSeq and is a predicted model, not a curated record. The transcript has 2 exons. NCBI's taxonomy places the organism in Eukaryota, Viridiplantae, Streptophyta, Magnoliopsida, Myrtales, Myrtaceae.
GCAUCCUACUAUCCCGUCUCAAUGAGAAAGGAACGCUAUACGCAUACUUGAGAAUAUGGCGUUUCGGUGAAAUAAACCCUCUUCUAGCAACAAAGCAUCAUUUCAACAAGACUGCGUAUAUAUAUAGAGCGAAGGAUUUGAUUAAGUUCAAAGCACAGCAGGACUUGAUUAGCACCAGCAUACUUAUUGACCCAACUCUUUAUCCCUCAGAAUUUCGGGUUUAACCAAGCUCUGAUAUGAGGAGACUAUUACUCGCAUGCCUCUUCUUCGUCAACUGCAGCAAGGUUCUCUCCUCCGAAUCUGAAGGCACUCUCAGACCAGCCCAUAAUCAUUACAAGCCGAGAGAGGAGGAAAGUUCAGCUGCCCUUGACUUGAUCAGCAAAAUAGAAGAGAAAUACCAUGAAAGGAAAGCCAAAGAGAGAGACUAUCAAAACAAUCAGGGGGAAGUUCAGAAAGUUCAUAAUCUGAACAGUGUCAACAAAGGAAAGGGCGUUUAUGGUGGCGGGGAUCUCAUUAAGCCACGUAAAAAGACUCACAGUGGUGCACCCGCCAAUGUGCUUCAUGCUUCUUUCCUGUCUGCAGCAGUGGGGCCAGUAGUAGUUGGACUCGUCGCUGUCACUCUGCUCUUCCAAGUUUAAGCGUGUGCAGUUCUACUUGGGAUGGAGACGCUGGCAAGAAGCACUACCACUCCCGUAAAAGCAGGUUAAAAUUUGGGUUCCUCUUCUCUUGUAAAAGCAGUUAUUUCUUUUCAUUUGAAGUUCGAAUACAGGCAAUAACUGCUUUUUCUUGCUCA